Molecule: messenger RNA, 1445 nt
Organism: Melanotaenia boesemani (Boeseman's rainbowfish)
Lineage: Eukaryota; Metazoa; Chordata; Actinopteri; Atheriniformes; Melanotaeniidae
Gene: samtor
Product: base methyltransferase of 25S rRNA 2 homolog
Biological process (GO): negative regulation of TORC1 signaling
Source: RefSeq, a predicted model, not a curated record
UAAAGCAUGUCUGUCAAAUUCAACCAAUCAGAAUGCGUGUUCUUGGCACGCAUCCUGGUUCGCCGGUCGUGUUGCCGUUUGCAAAAGGGGAAGCGGCUACGGAGGCAUCGUCGGCGGUGCGGAGAUAUGAACCCCAGGGACAAUGUCGAGACAGGAGAGACGGAAACCCCGGAGAUGUCCUAUAUGGCGAUUCCAAAUAAAACACCGUGCAAGAAGGAGCAGGAGAAGCUGUCAGGAGUCGUCAAAAACGUUCACAGGAAACUGCGCAGGAAAUACAGAGAGGUGGGUGACUUCGACAAGAUCUGGCGUGAGCACUGUGAGGAUGAGCAGACACUGAGCGAGUACGCCCUCGCCAUGAAGAAUCUUGCAGACAACCAUUGGACCAAAAAAUGCGAAGGGGAAGGCCGCAUCGAUUGGUGUCGCAGUGUCUGUCAAGAAUAUUUCUUGGAUGGUGGGAUGAAAAGAAUGUUAGAAAAGGAUGAGAAAAGUGCCACACUUGCCAUGGGUCUGACUGCAGCAUCUAUAAGGGCCCAGGCAUACAGCACCAUCCCCAGUUCAAUCUCUCAGCUUGGGAAAAUCCGCCUUCUGGAUGUGGGAAGCUGCUUCAAUCCAUUCCUGAGGUUCGAUGAGUUCCUUACAGUCGGUAUUGACAUAGUGCCUGCAGUUGAGAGUGUGUACAAGUGUGACUUCCUGAACCUUCAGCUCCAGCAGCCUCUCCAGCUGGCAGGUGAUGCAGUAGAGGCCUUCCUCCGCCAGCUCCACAACCCCAUUGAUGCUCUGCCCGCUCAGCUCUUCCACGUAGUGGUCUUCUCCCUUCUCCUCUCCUACUUUCCCUCGCCAUACCAGCGUUGGAUCUGCUGCAAGAAGGCCCACGAGCUGCUGGAGCUGCACGGCCUGCUGCUCAUCAUCACACCUGACUCCUCCCACCAAAACCGCCACGCCCUCAUGAUGCGCAGUUGGCGGGUGGCGGUGGAGUCGCUGGGCUUCAAGCGCUACAAAUAUAUCAAGUAUUCCCACAUGCAUCUCAUUGCUUUCCGCAAGGUAUCUCUAGCCACCACCACCGACCUGGUGUCUCGCAACUACCCCGAGAUGCUCUACAUCCCUCAGGACUUUAACUCCAAUGAGGAGGAAGACUGUGCCGACAUUUCGGCGCAUGUGCGCUCUGAGUUCGAAGAUGACCAGCUGGCUUGGGGUUUCUCGGAGCUCCCGGACACGCCGUACGAUUCAGAUUCUGGGGAGAGCCAGAGCAGCUCCCUGCCUGGCUUUCAUGAGUUCGAGGACCCCAUACUGCUUCAGAGCUAGGCUAAACCAGCACCCACCCCCCCUCCUCCUCCAGCAGCCCUUCUGUACCGUCUCCUCCCCUUCUACUGCUGCGCUGCCAAAUUUUAACCUGCUGCAUUCUUCUCCUUUCCCCCUUUGAAAAAAAAAAUGCAGUUUGCACAGUG